UCUAGACGAAUUGUCUUGAACGCCUCAAUUUUAAUUCGUCGAGCAAAAGUCAAAAGACGGAAUGUGUUGAAACAUAUUUUAUUACAAAUUAACGUAAUUUUAGAUUUUAAAAUAGUUCCUAGGUAUAAAAACAGCAAAAUGUUUAAUAAUGUGGCAUACAUAUGUAUAAUUUAUUUUACUACGGCUCUAGUCUUAACUCUAGCCGGAAGAGAUUUUUAUCAAAUACUUGGUGUCUCCCGUUCUGCUAGUACGAAUGAAAUUAAAAAAGCUUACAGAAAAUUAGCAAAAGCUCUUCAUCCGGACAAAAAUCAAGAUGAUCCAAAUGCAUCUCAAAAGUUUCAAGAUCUUGGCGCCGCAUAUGAAGCUUUAUCCGACCCGGAGAAACGAGAACUAUACGACCGAUGCGGCGAAGAUUGUCUUAAAAAGGAUGGAAUGAUGAAUAAUAACGAUCCAUUCGCAAGCUUUUUCGGAGAUUUCGGUUUCCAUUUUGGUGGUGAACCACAACAACAUGAAACACCUCGUGGUGCCGACAUUGUUAUGGAACUUACUGUUACUCUAGAAGAACUUUACAAUGGAAACUUCAUAGAAAUAACAAGGAACAAGCCAGUAAUAAAGCCUGCUUCAGGUACAAGGAAGUGCAAUUGUCGUCAGGAGAUGGUGACUAGAAACCUGGGCCCAGGAAGGUUUCAAAUGAUGCAGCAGACUGUUUGUGAUGAAUGUCCUAAUGUUAAAUUUGUUAAUGAAGAGAGACUUUUAGAAAUAGAGGUUGAAGUAGGCGCUCCAGAUGGCCAUAAGUCUAAGCUCAGAGGUGAGGGUGAGCCUCAUGUAGAUGGGGACCCUGGAGACUUGGUUAUUGUAUUUAGAACAGAGAGACACCCACAAUUUACACGAAAAGGAGAUGACUUGUACACUAAUGUCACUAUUUCAUUGCAGGAUGCUUUAACUGGUUUUACAUUGGAGUUAGUACAUCUUGAUGGACAUAAGGUGACAGUGUCCCGAGACAAGGUAACAUGGGCUGGUGCACGUGUGCGUAAGAAGGGUGAAGGCAUGCCAAACUUUGAAAAUAACAACCUCCAUGGCAACCUCUAUGUCACAUUUGAUAUUGAAUUUCCUAAACAGGACUUCAGUGAUGAAGACAAAGAAGCUCUCCGGAAGAUACUUAAACAGAGUCAAAAUAUCAAAAUAUACAAUGGACUAUAGUAGCUAUUCUGCCAAUAAUUUAUUUAAGUAGUGAAUUAAUUGAGUGCAAUGUUAUGGAGAAAGUGUGUAUCUGAAACUAAGUUUGUGUUACCUGUGGAGAAUGUGAUUGUUUUUAAAAAAAAAUAAAAUCUUACAACCCUGAA
Galleria mellonella (greater wax moth) is the source of this 1343-nucleotide messenger RNA. RefSeq names its product dnaJ homolog shv (gene shv). NCBI's taxonomy places the organism in Eukaryota, Metazoa, Arthropoda, Insecta, Lepidoptera, Pyralidae. Gene Ontology annotation, cellular component: endoplasmic reticulum. Gene Ontology annotation, biological process: protein maturation; protein folding. Gene Ontology annotation, molecular function: misfolded protein binding. The transcript is spliced from 5 exons. The record is from RefSeq and is a predicted model, not a curated record. Bases 139 to 1200 code for a protein of 353 amino acids.